This is a messenger RNA of Siniperca chuatsi (mandarin fish), 8633 nucleotides long. RefSeq names its product BTB and CNC homology 1, basic leucine zipper transcription factor 2b (gene bach2b). The record is from RefSeq and is a predicted model, not a curated record. Lineage: Eukaryota; Metazoa; Chordata; Actinopteri; Centrarchiformes; Sinipercidae. The coding region runs from base 340 to 2853 and encodes 837 amino acids. Gene Ontology annotation, molecular function: protein binding; RNA polymerase II cis-regulatory region sequence-specific DNA binding; DNA-binding transcription factor activity, RNA polymerase II-specific. The transcript is spliced from 6 exons. Gene Ontology annotation, biological process: regulation of transcription by RNA polymerase II.
CGUUCCAGUCGAGUGUAACAAACAGCGGAGACGGAGCUGCACGCCGCCCUGGAUCACCACGCACACAUACACACGCGCGCGCGCAGCGCAUACACGCACACAAAGCGGCAACAACAGACCGUAGAAUCACAUACGUUGUUUUUUUUGUAAGUGAGAAAUAACCGAGUUGCAGCGACGGGAGAAGAAGUCACCUAUCUGGAGGCUUUGAGGAAACGACAAAGCGAGUCAUCAUGUGAAAGAACUUAUGUGGGAAACGGACAAAAGGGCUGGAAUACGAGCAGAAUAGAAAGUAAAAGUGAUGUAGAUGUGUCAGUGUGACCGUGUGCUGCUCGUGGAUACAUGAUCACUAAUCACCAUCAGGAGAUGAAGGACAAAUCUGGCGUGAGCGGAAUGUCCGUGGAUGAGAAGCCUGAAGCCCCCAUGUAUGUGUAUGAGUCGACGGUUCAUUGCACCAAUAUCCUCCUCUGCCUCAACGACCAGCGGAAGCAGGAUAUCCUGUGCGAUGUGACUGUCCUGGUUGAGGGAAAGGAGUUCCGCGGGCACCGGGCCGUGCUGGCCGCUUGCAGCGAGUAUUUUCUCCAGGCGCUGGUGGGCCAGGCCGACAAUGGCUUGGUUGUUAGCCUUCCAGAAGAGGUCACUGCCAGGGGAUUCGCCCCAUUGUUGCAGUUUGCCUACACUGCUAAGCUGUUACUCAGCAGAGAAAACAUCCAAGAGGUCAUCCGCUGUGCCGAAUUCCUGCGCAUGCACAACCUCGAGGACUCAUGCUUUCGCUUCCUGGAAGCUCAGCUGCGCAGCGAGGAGGACGGUUUGCUGCUCUGCCACAAGGUGGCGGCAGAGGCGAACAACUCAGAGGAUGAGAGCAUGCAGUCAGAGGUGGAAAGGCCCACCUCCCCCAGGGCGUGGCGGUGUGCUGACACCCUCACCUCCUUUCGACACCCUGAUGAUGAUCGGCUAGCAAUGGAUAUGCCCAGUAACUUCAUGGAUGGCCGGCUGGACUUUGAUCGGCAUGGAGCGUCAGACCUGCCACGAUGCCCCAAGUACAGGAAAUACCAGUGGGCUUGCAACAAGCACAAUAAUGACACCUCCUCACACACCAGUACCUCAGGUUUUCCAAGCACAUUAAAGGAGAGCAGCAUUAGCGGGGCAGUGCCGGGUCAGGGCAGGCUGCCUUUGGCACAGAUCAAAGUUGAACCACAGGCAGAGGAAGAGGCCAUCUCAUUGUGCCUGUCAGGGGAUGAGCAGGACGUCAGGGAUAAGGACAGUGUGACAGCCAUGGAGAUGGAUAACCCCAUAUCUGUGGAAAGAACCAAGAGAACCAAGUCCCCACCCUGCCUCCGAGCCUUCUUCAAGAAAGGGGUGGACCUCCCAAGUCUGCCCACCACAUCACAGCAGCUAUUUGCCAACAGACUUGUCUGCCCCCAGGACAAAGGAAACUCUCAGGGAGAUCAUAAAAAAGACUUCAGCCCUUUCACGGGGGAGUUGGGUCUGUCUGUUACAUCCCCGAAGGACGUGGACGGUUUCCCUGCAGGGUUGUCCCUCAAGUCCGCUUCCUGCGAUGGAGUCUGCAAACAGGAAGUUGAGAUAGACCGCCGUAGUGUCAUAUUUUCCUCAGGGGCCUGCAACCGUCUGGGAACCCCAGCUCAUUCCUACCCUGGUGGGAACUCUUUGGAGAUGGAGCUCACUGAGCAUAUGCCAAAAGGCGUGUGGGCUGGAGCCAGCCAGUCCCUGCCCACCUGCCAGACCUAUUCUCCCAGCACCACCUCCUCAGAUCCCCCAAUCCUGUGCCGCCCACGGCCCAACACCAGCUGCCCAGUGCCAAUAAAAGUGUGCCCACGCUCGCCGCCUUGUGAGACACGCACCAGGACUUCCAGCUCCUGCUCCUCAUACUCCUAUGCAGAGGACGGCAGCGGAGGCUCUCCCUGCAGCCUGCCCCAGUUUGAGUUCUCCUCCUCGCCAUGCUCCAACGUGGCACGUUGCCUCAAUGUGGACCAGCAGGAGCAAAGUGUGGGAGGGGAUGCUCUUUUUAACCAGGUGCGGCCCAAGAUCAAAUGUGAGCAGUCCUACGGCACCAACUCCAGUGACGAAUCAGGCUCCUUCUCAGAGGGAGACAGUGAGUCCUGCCACGUACAGGAGCAAGGGCCAGAGGUGAAGCUGCCUUUCCCUGUAGAUCAAAUCACAAAUCUUCCACGGAACGACUUCCAAAUGUUAGUCAAAAUGCACAAACUGACCUCAGAACAGCUCGAGUUUAUCCACGAUGUGAGGCGGCGGAGUAAGAACCGCAUUGCAGCACAGCGCUGCCGCAAGAGGAAGCUCGACUGCAUCCUGAACCUGGAGUGUGAGAUCAGAAAACUGGUGUGUGAGAAGGAGAAGUUGCUGACAGAGAGGAACCAGCUGAAGGCGUGUAUGGGUGAGCUAUGGGAGAACUUCUCCUGCCUGUCGCAGGAGGUGUGCAGGGACGUCCAGCUGAGCCCCGAGCAGGUCCAGUCUUUACACCACUACUGCCCCGUGCUGCGGCCCACCAACUCCACUGCCAGCAACAAUGCUGACCAAGAGCCCAAGCCUGCCCUCAGCCCCACCACAAACACCACCACCAGCAUCGACCUCACCACCCACUCGGGCUCGGCCACGCCGGAGCCCAGCUUCCACGGGUCGCCCGGCCCCUUGGAGAGCGAGCCCGACUCGGCCGUCAGAAAUGGGGCAGACAGAGAUAUGGAUGGCCAAGACUCCAGUUUGUACACAAAGUCAGGGCUUUCCGUGGAGAAAUCCAACCAGACGGUAACGGUUGAUUUUUGCCAGGAAAUGACUGACAAAUGUACAACUGAUGAGCAGCCAAGGAAGGACUGUACCAAGUAGUGGUGGUUCUCUGUAUUGUUUUUGAUGGGUUUUUUAUUAUUUAAUUUUACUCUUGUGACAAACCCUCUCUCUGGGUUGUUGAGACGGUCAGCCUCCGCCAGUGUUCACUGAAAAACAAGCUUUGUUUGUAUUUAUGUCUUUUGUGCUGUUUUUUAUUUGUUCGUUUUGAACGGUUGACACUAAAGUUGUCUUAACAGCAAUACUGUUCUCCAGGUAUUCUCCUCUUACCAUGACAGAGUGGGAACUUCUCACCAAACCCUUAUAAUGGUGCUAUACUUGCCCCGGCAGCAACCUCUACAGUGGAGACUCUGUUCUUCGUGUGUCACACAUCACAACUCAAAGUUGAACCUCAUUGGACCUAAACAGCAGCUCUCUUUGUCUCUAUGUGUAACAACAGUAACUCCGUUCCUGCCUUUCUCUUUCACAUUUGCUGUUCUCUCUUUCCCACUCUGUCUCUAUCAAUCUUCUCUACCUCUUUCUGUCUCACUGUCUUUCUUUCUCUCUGUCUGUGGUUCUUCUCUCGCUAUAUUUCAGUGGCCCUUUUCGUCACAGCAAUUCAAACUCAGGAAAAAAAUCCUCUGAAUGUUCAAACUAAUUCAUGAAAAAUAAGAAUACAGCUUCUGUACACAAGAAGUUACAAUGCAGUUAGACUGUAAAAUGUUCAUAUGCAAAAAUGUCUUCAAGCAUCUCGCAUUUGUAUUUCUGUACAGGAGUACAGUUUGUACAGGCUGUAACUGAAAAACAUUCCUCCUUUGCCUUCCUCAGCACUGAAUUGAAAGGAAAAAAAGGUUUUUGCAGGCGGUUAAAUGGCUAUUUUUAUUUCCCACUCAUCAGCAAUACCAUUGUAUUUGGAUGUUGUAAUGGUGACUUUCAAUUGUUUGUUUGGCAGAAAUGUAUAUAGUAUGGAGCAUGAUGACUGUAACAGUGAUUUUGUACAGGUAGAGGCUUAGAUGUUUCUUUUUCACCGGGGUUAUAUCAAGCACCUUUUUGCUAAGGGAAAAUCUUUGCUUUGCUGUUUCCUGUCCUGCCUAACAAAUACUCCCCAUCAUGGCGGGUGUUCUUAUACUCAGGAAAACAGCUCGAUACACAUGUAGACACACACAUACAGUACAUACAGACACAUGCGCCAACACACACAAUUUUGAGCCCCAUGCAUGUAUAAAAGUUAGACAUUCAAGACGUGUUUUUUACGCAUGGCUCAGGCCAGCUCCUGUCCACCUUUGACUCCUCUUUAAAUGUGAAAAAAGAGUUCUGCCUUGUGUUUUUGGAGGAAAUCUUAUUUCUUAUCAGUGUUUAAAGAUGCUAUAUGUGAACACUCUUCGCACAUGCUUUGGGUUUCUUCAGGGUCGCCGUUAUAUUCAGAGAGAGCAAAAAGCCAACAUCUAAGUUACAGGUACUAUCAUUUUUUCAAAAUGACCUGAAUAAAAAAACACCUAUUGACAAAAAGGGAAGGCCUUGGUCAGAGCCAUUUAGCACUUCAAUGAGGGUCUUUGUCUUUGUUUCAGACCCCUUAAAAGACUGAGACUGGAGCACUUAAAUUGGCACUUCAGGAGGAAGCAUCUUGUUGAUAUGAAUAGACAGUAGACAAUAUAUAUGAAUAUACAAUUAAAAAUAUCUCUAUGGAGAAAACGUAUCUGAAACCUAUACACAAAAGGAAGCUAAUGUUUUAGUAUAAGAUUGUUCACACCUUACAUUUGUAUUUCUUUAGGAAUUGAAUAAGCUAAUUCAGAAUUCAUUUGACGUGAAAACAGUGCAUGUGUUGUCCAAAUGAUGAAGUAACAAUCAUAUGAGAUAGUAACACGUUUGCCCUAAUUGUGCAUUUGUUUGAACAUCCUACUUUGUUAUGUGCAUGCAUGCUGUCCAUAGCUAUAAGCCUAGUUAGUUUGUCUAGCUUCUGUUUUCCUCAUAAAUUCUCUCUAAAGCAGUCUCCUUUUUUAUUUCUAUGUAUAAAAUAGAAUUAUCUCAACCCUCACUAGAGGCAGGCUUUAUGUACAAGCGGGGCCAUACUCAAACACAAAGGAUGAAUUCAAUUGGAAUGUGAAGCUUUAUUCAUUGCUCUUUAAAGCCCCAGUCUCCCUGGCACUCCCUGUUAGCUUAAUAGAGAGCUGAAGCUAAUGUCACCUCUAGGCUAGCCACUGUUCCACUAGCUUCUGUACCUUAAUGUAAUCUCUCAUUGAGCAUUUCUUCCACGAUUUUUCUGAAAAAGAGAGUAAGGAUAGUAAACUUCAGGAACACAUUUCUAAGACAAAUGAGUAUCUAUGACAGUACUUGCUAUUAAAAAUGCAAACCCUUUGUGAUUUAAAAAAAGCUAAAUAUCAAUGGUUUUGUUAGGAUGCAGAAAACUACAGCUUCUGUAAAGUUUAACCCAAAAUACAUCAUUGUAGUUGUUGGUUUCUCCCCUACCAACAUUGUGAGUUUCAUGCACAACCUGUAAUGAACACCAUUUACUUUGUUAAAAUCACAAAGGGUUUAAAUUCUAGAUAUUCUAAAUAUAAAAUACUGUAGUACAUACUCAUUUAUCUUAGAAUGGAUUGUAAACCUCAUAUAGCCAUUUAUAGCAGGUCAAAUACAGGUGCUACUAGCAAUUAGCCAUACCCUGUGACACCACUUGUGUGUAUUACAUGUGAUAGGCUGAAACACAGUGUUUCAUUACCCUUUAAGAUUAUUUUGAAGCUACAAACUUUUAAUUUAAUUCCUGCAAAAUCUAUGUGUGUAUUUAUUGGCCAAAUAAUAAAUCUGGGAUUUGAAGUCCUCCCCCAACUGAUGUAAAUUUUAGAUGUAGUUUCAAAUAUAAUCUCACAUGUGAGACUGUUUCUAUUCUACAGCUGGACAGAGUAAGUGUAUUUUAUAAACCUGUCUUUAAAUUGUUAAAAGACCCUAAGGUCCCUACUUUGUAGAGUACAUAGACCCACACAUGCACACAUAUACAUAUAUUCAUACAAUACACACACAGUACAUACAUUGUGGCACAGCGGGUGCAGAGCAGUAGUGGUUCAGCCCUUUCUCCUCUUUGUGCUCUUUUCAUUUGUAUGCAUAUUUACUGAAGCAAAAGAGUAUUUACCAAUUUACCAUGUUGAGAUUCUACCAGGUUCAAGCCAGAAAAGUGGAACCACCUAAAUUACAGAAGCUUGUUUUCUGUAAACAUUAUGCAACUCAUUUUCUAUUUGUGUACUUUUUAAUUAGCUUGAUCUUAAAUUAAGGAAGCCCAGUGUUGCAUUGGAGAGUACCAACUCUGUCUUUAUGUUUUUCUGUUUGGAGAAAAUGAAUUCAUGAAGUUUGUGUUGUAUCAAAGCUAUUGUAACAUAGGCCCCUGGUUGUCUCUUCAGAUGUCCUAAUAAUACUACAAUGAUCACAUUCUUGUUUUUGCAUUGGAGAAUUUCUGUUAUACCUAUUGAAUGCUGAUAAUUCAACUUAACAAACCUUUAUAUUCCUAUAGCGUUAAGAUGAAGAGAUGAUACAACAAACAGAGGCCCCUGAAGCACACUCUCCAGGCAGAAAAGCUUUUUGCCCAGACCUUUAAGCCCUUUGAAUCUUGCUGCAUGCAAAAAUAAAAUUCUCACUUACCUCUUGUGGCAUCUAGUCAUGCAGAUAGUUUUGGUUGUGGUUUUGAUAAUUUUGGUUGUAGUUGUUUGUUAUUUUAAAAGUAUUUGUCCAGGGUUUGGGAUAUUUGUCUCUUGAGAUUUCUGCCUACACUCUUAACAAGAAUUUCAUUUGUGGUGCUCUCAUUACUGAAAAAUUACAUGUUGAAAAAUUCAACAUCUCUUUGCAGAGUUACUGUUACUCUGGAUAAUCACAUUGCUAUGAACAGUUUUUUUGUUGGUGUUGGUUUUCUUUUGGUAUGAAAACUUUUACAAUUAAAUCAAAAUUCUAUUCACCUCUGUUCUAUUGGGGUGGUGGCAGAAAUCUCAAACAAUCUCAAAACUUUGGCGAAUAAAAUCAAACCUAUAUGCAUGGCUAGAUACCAGUAGAGGUAAGUGAGAAAAUGUGUUUUUCGUCAUUUGGGUGGACCGACCCUUUAGUGUCUCAGGGUGCCAAGCAUUUAAACCUGCUCUCUAUAUCACUCUAAAGCAGACUUUUUUCUUUCUUUUUUUUACUUGCUUUGUUUGCGAGUCAAAUAAAACGUCCCUUAAAAGUGAUUUGUUAAUAUUACUUAAAGCUGCAUUAAUUGAUUUUUUUGGCCACUUGUGGGGAACAGAAUGAGUUCUAAGCACAACAUAUUAUCACCAUAUAAAGUUUUUAAUGGCUAACAAUUUUGCAAACAGUUGAGAAGACAGUAACAUUAGCAUUAAUUUGGAAUGGUGUUUGUGUUCACUUGAUGAAUGUAAGUCCAAUACUGGUCUCCACUAACUCCUGAGAAAAAUAUCUGGCUCUUUAGCUGCUAAAUGCUCCACUAUGUUCAUCAGCUAGUAGCUGACUUUGUAUAUCUGCCGUUUGGUGGUGGGCUGGUAGCACACAAUAGUUUUUGCUAAAAACAGCUGCCUGCUGCUGCUGAAGAUCAGAAUUUGCUGGUUGUAAAACCAAAACAAUGAGCUAAAAGAGGCUAGAAAACUCUGCAAAGCUGAAGGGAAAUGCAGAGUUGGUGAUUAUUAUCUGCUGGUUCAUCACUACGAGCAACAUCUUUCACAGUUCACAAAGUCAUCUGAUCCAUUGUUCAUAUAAAAAUAUUGAUUAGUGCAGCUUUAAAAUGAUUGUAACAUUAAUAAUUGUAUGCAUAGAAAACACCUUAAAUUAAUUUGAUACUUAGAUAUGAGGAAUACUCCAGGUUACUUUGUGCAGGCCAAACACUUUUUUUCGUUAUGGUCAUUACAGCAGAUUGAUUUAAGUGAACAAUUUUACUGUUGCUGUAACUCUGUAAUUGAUUGCUUAAACUUUUUUGCUGUGUAUUUUUCUUGUUUAGUAUUUUUUUUGUUGCUGCUUCUCUAAAACAAACACUGGCUUUUCAACUCCAACGGUUGCUCUAAAGAAUAUGAACAAAAACAUGCCUUUCUCACAGAUUGCUCAACUUUAUUGAAUCUGGUAUCCUGGUUGAAUGCGCAGGCUGAGUAAAAUAUAAAAAUGGCAAAUGUUUACAAAUAGGUGUCAUGUCUUGUUUGAUCAAUUUAUGCCAUGUAAACAUCGCUCUGUUCAAUUGGACUGGUUCUUGGUGUUGUGUAACAAGACAAAGAAAAGUUUCCUCAUCAUGUCUUUCAUCCAACUUUUGGGAUGGGUCAGCAUUACAUGGAUAUAGGUGCACCUCCGAUAUUUGCCUUAGAACUUGCAGAGGCCAUAGUUCACAUUCGAGUAAAGUGAGUGUAUGCCGGGGCCUGGGCCCCCUUCCCCAAGUCACCAGUGCGGACUUUCUCACACUUAUCUACCUGUGAAAUCCUUCAUACCUCUCAUAACUGGUCAAAGACUGUAUCAGCAAACUGCAUCAGGUGUUUUUUCUACAUGCUUUUUACACAGAUUAUAUGGAUUAUUGUAUUAGUAGAUUUUGGUGCAUCAUUUUUAAUGUAAUAGCUUGUAGUUCAAGUUGUUUUUUUCUUUAAUUUUUCUAGAUGACUGUUUUGUGUUAAUAUUGUCAAUUUGAAAUAGCUGUUAUUUGCUUAUUCUCUACUAAGAGUUCUUAACUUUAUAAUUUUUAAAUGCUACAUGACCCUAAUUAAUUAAAAUGACUUAAUAACCAUUGUAAAUACGGUAUUGUGCAAACCCCAUUUUCAUUCAUUUCAAUUGCUAGUGUUCGAUAAAUGACUUUUUUGUCUAGACACCAUUUCUCUUUAUGAAAUAAAGAAACAUGCAUAUCA